Pseudocercospora fijiensis CIRAD86 is the source of this 637-nucleotide messenger RNA. RefSeq lists its product as uncharacterized. Bases 99 to 524 code for a protein of 141 amino acids. The record is from RefSeq and is a predicted model, not a curated record. NCBI's taxonomy places the organism in Eukaryota, Fungi, Ascomycota, Dothideomycetes, Mycosphaerellales, Mycosphaerellaceae. The transcript has a single exon.
CGGCCCCAAAUCGAGCCCUGCCACCCACACCCCCGGCUUCUGGCUCAGAAAAGCCUAAUACUGGAGUCAAGCGAUGCCAACAGCUCAAUACGAAAGAGAUGCCCGUAGUCCCUUCCCACGAUGUCUCGCCUAUCUCUACUUCAUCAAAGAAGAACCAGACUCUCCCUCAUAUUGCCACCCAGAGGAAGACUUCUGCUGUGACCAAACACUCUGAGCGAACCUCCACUCGCGCCACAUCCCGCAUCGAUGCUCGAUUGGAGGCGUUGGAGAAGCAGAAUGCUCUCUUGUCUGCUGCCUUGAUGGCAGUGCUCAAGACCAAUGGCACGUUCAAUGGACCGAUCCCAGCCCUGCCAGAAGAAGUCCCAGACUCCCCGAAAGGUCCUAUGGCUUGGGAAACCAGGAUCGCAAGAAGAUCUGCGGCUACGACGGGCAGUCAUACUGCAAGCUCCAGUAAUGGUUCGGCUUUGGAGAUGUAUAUGAAUACCAGGAGAGGAAGUCGCCAUGGUCGUUCAAAGCAGAGUUGAUCGAUGAAUGCAUCCGAGAGUUUUUUUUUUGACGCUGAGACGGCCGUGAUGAUGUGGAUGUUGAUAUACCUAAUAGUAAUGAAAUAAAUACGGUCAGCUUCGAUAGAUGUAUC